AUGCCUGCGCUGCGGUCUUCGAGUCAAGACUAUGCCCGUCAGAUGUCCACAAAUGCCUCCGUCAUGCACACCAAACGAGGCUCAACGAGGUCAAUUCCCUCGGAUUUGAAUAAGUCCGGGACUAAAUACAUGUCGAAGGCUCGAGAUCUCUCAAAAUGCAAUUCGACAAGCAUCUCAUCCCCUCCCGCUGCAAACAUUGCACCAGCAGAGAUCCUACUGGAGAUUUUCUCCAUGCUGACACCACGGGACUUCGACAAUGCCCGGCGGACAUGCUCACAGUGGAUGCGGGUCAGCCUAAACCACAAGCUACUUGAGAACAUGCUGAAAAGAGCAGGGUGGUGGGAUGCAUGGCUGCAAGACCGCCAAACGCCACGCAUCUCCCGGUUAGAUGAAAGCGAGGUCUGGAGAAUGAGCCGCCGCUUUGCGACAGAAUGUCUCCUUUCGGGGCGAAAGUUGAAUGACGAGAAGCCGGGUUUUUUGAUUACCGCCGUGGUAGACUUUUCAAGUCUAUCUAAUUCUACUAGAAGAACAUCCCGCCGCACUCGACCUGAGCAGGUUUUGCAGAUGACCGAAGGCAAAAGUUCGGGGGUGUCAACCUUCAGCAUUAGCAGCUGCAGUAACUAUCUGCUCGUGACGACAGGCUGCAUGAUCUAUAUUUAUUCUCUUUCGGGUCGAAAGUCUAGGCCAAUAUCUGCAACAGACUUCGGCGAUGAUGACUUGGCGCUAGUCUCGCGCAUCUCGUGUCCCUUUGAUAUUCUCUCGGCCGCCAUCGACACCAGCAAGCCCCAAUUCACCAUCGCUGCAUUGCUUUGCAACCGCGUUGGCAUGAUUUGCAACUUGGAUAUGGCUUGGGCCAAAGACUCAGCUACCAAGGGAUCUCGUUACAAUAACAAAAUGGCUACCUCAUCCCCCCACUUCUUCUACAACAUCUGCACAGUGGACAACCCACCCCGAACAGUUGCUCUCUGUCCUGGCCGGCCGAUCGUCGCCUUCGGCUGCGCCGCGGGCAUCGAAAUCCACAGUGUGAAUGGAACAAAGCGCAAUGAACAGCGCAAACACUUCAGCCUCCCACAACCCUCCGAAAUCCUUCAUUUCCUCCCAAGUAGUCCAGAAACACCCAGCGAGCUACGUCUCAUUUCCUCACUCUCCGGGCCAGGCGUGCACGAGUGCAAAUGCCCCCCUUCGCCCUCCCCUUCAUCUUCAUCCUCGGCAUCAUCACCAAAACUCGACCAAAAGAACAACCAAUUCCAUUUCCUCGCAGAUAUCCAGUCCUUCAACCGCCGCCGCAUUCCCCACACCCCAUCCCGCAGCUUCAUCCGCGCAACACACUGCCACCACUAUCGUGCCGUCCCCAUCAACGACGGUUUCCACAUCAUGUUCAUCGAGCCGCGCACAAGCCUACUAUGCAUCGGCACCGACGCCCCAAUCGGCGGGUCAACAAGCCUAACUCGCGCAUUUGUCUGCGUUCCGCCGCCUUUCUCAGACGCCCAAGAUGGACAAAUCAAGACACCACCCCCAUCUCCAUCUCCCUCAAACACAACUCCGCCUCCAGCAGACCUCCCAGUGCCCACAACCUUCACCGCGGGCUCCGACCUCCGCUGGGGCCUCCGUGUUGUCGCAGCCUAUGGCAACCGCCUCGUGCUGUACUCCAUUCCCUUGGAUGUAUUCAACGUGAUCCGAAAAGAGCGUGAACGUCAGGCCGACGGGGCAAUGGGCGCCAGCGAUCUCGCGCUCGACUGGUACAUUGACUCGGAGCGGUCCCGCAAGCAGAGCGAGAGUCUGGUGCAGAACCAGAAUGGGGAUUGGGAAUUCCUUUUGUCUAUCUCAUAUCGGCCUACGGCUAUGAUGUGGCCGUUUAAGAUCUAUGGCAAGGAGAUUGGGUCUGUUAAGGGGACUGUCGAGCUUGCUUUGCAGUCUUCUGAGGGUAGUGUAAGGGUUUGGGCUUUUGGGAAGAAUGGUAAAGGCACGGUUUUGGAUGUGGAUACUGGUGAUACUCCCACUCGGUCUCUUGGUGUUGGUUCUGAUGGGGGAUUGGAGGAUUUUGGGAUCGCUCAGAAGGUUGGUUUGGGUGGACUGCAGGGUUCGAGGAAACGGAAGUUCGAAGAGGUCAAGACUGGGUUUGCGGGUCGAUAUGGCGCUGGUCGCUAUUCGGCUGAUGGAGUGGAUGUCAAGCCCUGUGCUGCUGGUGUUCACGGAAUACAUCAGGAUCCGUCUGUUCGGCGUUCAUCUUUUGCCGCUUGCAUUAUAGACUUUAAGAUUCCCUUGUAUUAA
Messenger RNA from Penicillium samsonianum, 2271 nucleotides. RefSeq names its product F-box protein. The transcript has a single exon. Gene Ontology annotation, molecular function: protein binding. The record is from RefSeq and is a predicted model, not a curated record. Lineage: Eukaryota; Fungi; Ascomycota; Eurotiomycetes; Eurotiales; Aspergillaceae. The coding region runs from base 1 to 2271 and encodes 756 amino acids.